AUAUAUAUAGAUAUUUAGGACUCAAGUUUCUAUAUUACAAAUUGUGUUUCAUUCACCCACAAAGUUAAUCAUCUACACUCCUUCAUUGAAAGCUGAUCUGCUUUGCUUUCUUCCCUCUUCCUUCCAUGUCCUGCAUAAGUCUAAGGCUUCCACCAGCCAGAAAGAUAUGGAAGAGCUUGAUCACCUCCACACUUGGCAAACUUCACAAGAUUCGUAGGUCCAAUUCCAAAGCCAUGAAGAAACCCAGAAAGCAUAUAUUAAAAACCACCACCACCAGUACCACUACCACUACCAGGGUGACUCCCAAGUUCCUUGCUGCGAGGCGUUUUCGCUGCAAAAGAUCAUCAACCUCUACCAAAAGGGCCAUAUACAGGUUCCACAAAGAGCCUGCACCUGUGUACAUUGAUAAGCUUUUUAAAGAGCCUUCAUGUGACUUGGUGGAGAAUGGGAAGCCACAAUUGACAGCACAAAAGCCACGAACUGAGAAGAAUGCAAAGCUCUCUUCACAGAAAGGGAAAGAAGGACCUGGAACUAGUAAAGGAGGUGGUGGAUCUGAUCACAAGCCCUGUGCUUCAGAUGAUAUGUGGGAGUCUCUGGCACUGGCUUCACCUCAAAUGCAGGGAAUUGAUGAAAGAGCAGAGGAGUUUAUCACUAUGUUCAGAAAAGAGAUGGUGGCGCAAGAAAUGUUGGCUAGAACUAGAAAUUUGUAGUCCAUGUUCUAGACUAGAGUACUACUAGGUUUGCAUUAUUAAACAAGGAUCUUUCUUAUUCAAGAUGUGUAGAAAGAAUUCCAUCUUGUUUUCCAAUUUUCAUGUGCAUGUGAUCCUACUCUGUUUACUAACUUCUAAACCUUGUAUCUUGAUUCUCUUAUGUUGUUUUGUUUUGUUCAAGAAUCAUUUUUUGAUCAUAUAUCAAAUAAUCAUUUUAAUGCUCAAA
Lotus japonicus is the source of this 936-nucleotide messenger RNA. RefSeq lists its product as uncharacterized. The record is from RefSeq and is a predicted model, not a curated record. The coding region runs from base 126 to 710 and encodes 194 amino acids. Lineage: Eukaryota; Viridiplantae; Streptophyta; Magnoliopsida; Fabales; Fabaceae. The transcript has a single exon.